AUGACCAAAGGGGAUACUGAUACUGAGAGGCCUAAAGAGAUUAAGCAUCCCAAGCCUUCUGAUGAGGCUGAAGCAGAGUCAGAAGAACCUCGUGCUGAGGCUGAAGCAGAGGCAAAGACAGGGAAAUUCUCCAAGAGGCCUACAGAAAAUGAGACAGAUUCAAAGGGACUUCCAGAGAGAAAGACAGUGGAUGAGGCAUUGCCUCCCGAAAAGAAGCAAGGGGAUAAAAAGAAGGACCAUGCUGAGAAAGACUCAGAGGUGCAGCCCAAGAAAAAGGCUGGGGAUGAGAAGGACUCAGCAGUUCAUGAUAAGAAAAAGCCCGGGGAUGAGAAAAAGCUCCGUACUGAGAAGGACUCAGCGGUGCAUGAUACGAAAAAGCCCGGGGAUGAGAAAAAGCUCCGUACUGAGAAGGACUCAGCGGAGCAUGAUAAGAAAAAGAAUGGGGAAGAGAAAAAGCUCCAUACUGAGAAGGACUCAGCGGAGCAUGAUAAGAAAAAGAAUGGGGAAGAGAAAAAGCUCCAUACUGAGAAGGACUCAGCGGUGCAUGAUAAGAAAAAGCCCGGGGAUGAGAAAAAGCUCCGUACUGAGAAGGACUCAGCGGAGCCUGAUAAGAAAAAGACCGGGGAUGAGAAAAAGCUCCGUACUGAGAAGGAAUCAGCGGAGCCUGAUAAGAAAAAGACCGGGGAUGAGAAAAAGCUCCGUACUGAGAAGGACUCAGUGGAGCAUGAUAAGAAAAAGACCGGGGAUGAGAAAAAGCUCCGUACUGAGAAGGACUCAGUGGAGCCUGAUAAGAAAAAGACCGGGGAUGAGAAAAAGCUCCGUACUGAGAAGGACUCAGCGGAGCAUGAUAAGAAAAAGCCCGGGGAUGAGAAAAAGCUCCGUACUGAGAAGGACUCAGCGGUGCAUGAUAAGAAAAAGCCCGGGGAUGAGAAAAAGCUCCGUACUGAGAAGGACUCAGCGGUGCAUGAUAAGAAAAAGACCGGGGAUGAGAAAAAGCUCCGUACUGAGAAGGACUCAGCGGAGCAUGAUAAGAAAAAGACCGGGGAUGAGAAAAAGCUCCGUACUGAGAAGGACUCAGCGGAGCAUGAUAAGAAAAAGACCGGGGAUGAGAAAAAGCUCCGUACUGAGAAGGACUCAUCGGUGCAUGAUAAGAAAAAGACUGGGGAUGAGAAAAAGCUCCGUACUGAGAAGGACUCAGCGGUGCAUGAUAAGAAAAAGACUGGGGAUGAGCACCAUACAGAGAGAAAGACUGCAGAUCAUAAGAAGGACCGAAAAGCAAAGAAGGUGGAGACUUCCAAAGUGAAGGGAAAGAAGAAGAUAAGCAAACGUCCAGCUAAGUCUAAGCCAACUAAAAAGGAAAGUGACACAAAGAAGGCAACACCUUCAGCUAAGACUACGGCCCCUAAGAGCAAGAAGAGUAUAAGUGCGCCAAAGAAGGCAGUAAAAGCCGUCAAAAAGCCGACAACAACAGCAAAACGGCCGACAACAACAGCAAAACGGCCGACAACAACAGCAAAACGGCCGACAACAUCAGCAAAACGGCCGACAACAACAGCAAAACGGCCAACAACAUCAGCAAAACGGCCGACAACAACAGCAAAACGGCCAACAACAAAAGCAAAACGGCCGACAACAACAGCAAAACGGCCGACAACAAAAGCAAAACGGCCGACAACAACAAAACGGCCUACAAAAACAGCAAAACGGCCAACAACAUCAGCAAAACGGCCGACAACAACAGCAAAACGGCCGACAACAGCAAAACGGCCUACAAAAACAGCAAAACGGCCAACAACAUCAGCAAAACGGCCGACAACAACAGCAAAACGGCCGACAACAAAAGCAAAACGGCCGACAACAACAGCAAAACGGCCGACAACAACAAGACGGCAGACAACAACAGCAAAACGGCCAACAACAAGACGGCCGACAACAACAGCAAAACGGCCGACAACAACAGCAAAACGCCCGACAAAAACAGCAAAACGCCCGACAAAAACAGCAAAACGCCCGACAAAAAAAGCAGCGUCCAGUGUAAAACCCAAGAAAAGUUUGUCACGUACUAAGACAGCAAAGAAGUGA
Molecule: messenger RNA, 2082 nt
Organism: Xenopus laevis (African clawed frog)
Lineage: Eukaryota; Metazoa; Chordata; Amphibia; Anura; Pipidae
Product: proteoglycan 4-like
Exons: 6
Coding region: 1-2082 (693 amino acids)
Source: RefSeq, a predicted model, not a curated record